AUGUCCAAGCCAGUCGUAUUAAUGGUCCUUUACUCCGGUGGUAAACACGCCAAGGAACAAGCAAAGUUGUUGGGCACCGUCGAAAACGAGUUGGGUAUCAGAAAGUUCAUUGAAGACCACGGUUACGAAUUAAUUGCAACCACCGAUAAGGACAGACCAGACUCGACCUUCGACAAGUACUUGCCAAGAGCCGAGAUUGUCAUCACCACCCCAUUCUACCCAGCUUACCUCACCAAGGAGAAAAUCGCCAAGGCUCCAAACUUAAAGAUUGCUAUCACUGCUGGUGUCGGCUCCGACCACGUUGACUUGGAUGCUGCAAACGCUAGAGACAUUGCCGUUUUGGAAGUUACCGGUUCCAACGUGCAAUCAGUUGCCGAGCACGCCAUCAUGACCAUGUUGGUUUUGAUUAGAAACUACAACAUUGGCCACCAGCAAGCUGAAGAAGGCACCUGGGAUGUUGCCGCUGUUGCCAAGGAAGAAUAUGACUUGGAAGGUAAAGUCGUUGCCACUGUUGGUGCCGGUAGAAUCGGUUACAGAAUCUUGGAGAGAUUGGUCCCUUUCAACCCCAAGAAGUUGUUGUACUAUGACUACCAACCAUUGCCAGCUGCUGCUGAAGAGAAAUUGAACCAAGCUUCCAAAUUGUACAAUGACGUUGACAAGAUUGUCGAGCACGUUUCCGAUUUGGAAGAGUUGGUUUCACAAGCUGACAUUGUCACCAUCAACUGCCCAUUGCACAAGACCACCGAAGGUUUGUUUGACAAGAAGUUGAUCUCCAAGAUAAAGAAGGGUUCAUACAUUGUCAACACCGCUAGAGGUGCCAUCUGUAACACCGACGCUAUUGUUGAAGCUUUGUCCUCAGGUCACAUUGCCGGUUACGGUGGUGACGUUUGGAACGUCCAGCCCGCACCCGCCGACCACCCAUGGAGAAAGAUGCACAACCCAUACGGUCCAGAUUAUGGUAACGCCAUGACCAUCCAUGUCUCCGGUACCUCAUUGGACGCUCAAGCUAGAUACUCUGCCGGUGUCAAGCAAAUCUUGACCGAGUACUUUGACAAGACUUACAAGUACAGACCACAAGAUGUUAUCUGUAUCGACGGUCACUAUGCUACCAAGGCAUACGGUCAACACAACAAUGAAAAACCAGCAAAGUAA
Messenger RNA from Lodderomyces beijingensis, 1152 nucleotides. The record is from the annotation of a GenBank genome assembly. NCBI's taxonomy places the organism in Eukaryota, Fungi, Ascomycota, Pichiomycetes, Serinales, Debaryomycetaceae.